AUGCCGCCGGCGGAGCAAAGCAAGGAGGACGCCAAGCAUAUGGGCCUUUGGACAAGAGCAGCGAACAAUCUUGAUCCAAGAGACAGGGAAAAGCUCGAUAACCUGAUCAGAUCCAAGGUCGAAUGCCUUAACGGCCAUGGACCAGACUCACUGGCGGACGAAGUCAACUCAACUCUUUCCAGAGCGGAGAAGCUCAAAGAGGAAAGCAAAGAGGUGACUUGGAGACCAGUAGUUGACAAGAUCAUCAAAGGAGCCCUGACUUUCAAAUCCCUUGGCGACGCUGCCGUAGCAUUUGACAAGUCAGGCUAUGCAGCCCUAGGUUGGUCGGUUGUGUCUUUCGGUUUGCAGCUCGCUGCCAACGCUGAAGAUACUCGCGAAUUUGUUCUCUCUAGUUCUGAGGUCAUCACACGAUUCAUGGCUAAGUACACGGAAUAUGAACGAAUUUUCAGAGGCCCUGAGUCCGGAGAACAGUUUGACCGUCUCUUGACGAAUGUUUACAAGGCUCUCUUACUCUACGUGAUAGCUCUAGAUAAAUAUCUACGUCAGAGCGGACCAGGUCUGCUCGAGGACCAAUCCAUUAGCUCGAGCAAGAAGGCCGUCGAUACUGCAGACGCCGAGGUCAGGGACUGGAAUGAAGACUUGCCCGUUGGCGGCGAGGCUCCUGGAGUACAGGCCGAGCCGAAUGUUGUCAUACUCUCCUUCUUCUUCCAUGACCGCGGUACAGACCUCCAGAGGACGCCACUUGGCCUUUUCCGAUCGCUCCUCCAUCAGCUCCUCCGCCAAGUCCCUGGCGCCAUUCCGGCCACCCUUCUCACAACGUUCCAGGAUCGGGAGACGAGGAUGGGCGAAGUGGGUGAGAAGUGGGACUGGAAAUGGCGCGAGGUACGGCACUUCUUUGAGAUAUCGCUUCGGAAGGUUCUCGAGAGUCGCCAAGUCUGCUUGUUCAUCGACGCUCUUGACGAAUAUGGCGAAGAUGAUGCGAACGAGCUCAUCAAGAGCUUCAACUCCUGGAUUCAAACGAGUCCGCCCCAGGCGCAGUUCCACAUUUGCUACACUUGCCGUCACUACCCGCCUCUGAGCUUGCCCGGGGGAAUGGUCGAAAUUCGUCUCGAGGAGGAAAACAAGGACGACAUUUCAACAUACGUACAGACCCAAUUGUCCGCUUGGUCAAAUAACGAGACCCUGGCCACCAUAUGGAUGGACAUUACGGAUCGCUCUUCAGGUGUCUUCAUUUGGGCACGUCUCAUCGUACCACGCGUCCUCCGCCUUGAGCGUAGAGGGGAGAAUUGGAAAAAGAUCAAACGAGAAAUCGAAAACACUCCUCAAGCGCUGGAUGAUCUGUAUAGAGGCCUCGCGAGGAAAGUGGCGGCUGAGCCAGGCACGCUCAAACUGAUCGAAUGGAUCUGCUUUGCCAUGGAACCUUUAACAUUAAACGAAUUGCGAUGGGCCAUGAUCGUCGAUCCCCACUACUCAGACGAACCUGUCUCCCUCCAGCACUACGAGGACACGGAGGAUUUCGCGACCAGCUGCGACAUGAUGGAGAAAAGGCUAAAGGCUCUCAGCUGCGGCCUUGCCGAGGCCGUACCGUCAUCUCACGUUGUACAAUUCAUCCAUCAGUCAGUCAAAGACUUCUUCAUGAAAGAAGGCUUGGUGAUCCUGCACAGAAGUCAAAGUCCGGCCGGGAGCGAGGCCAACGAGGCAGAUCUGAAAUGCACCGCGCAUAACCAGCUGUCUAAAACCUGCAUACGCUAUUUCUCAGCAGAGGAGAUCAUCCAGUCAAGACUCCAUCCUGAAAGCCCAACAUGGGAAGAUGACUUUCCCUUGUUGCGUUAUGCUGUAAUACAUUGGACAGCACACGUACAGCAGAGCGAAGAGAAAGGCCCUCAAACCGAUCUCCUGCGCUAUUUUGGCUGGCCAUCAGAACAGGUUGUGCAACGAUGGUCCAAAUUUCAUUGGUCGAUGGCGGAGGACUGGGACUGGCAAAAUGGAACCACCUUGCUGCAUGUAGCAUCACGGUAUCAGUUGAUGGGGCCAUUACUGGGGAUUCUGCAGAGCAAAGAACUACUUGAAAAUAAGAUCGACGCAAGCGACGAUGAGAACCGGACACCGCUUUGGUGGGCCGCCUACGAAGGGCAUGAGGCUGUCGUACGCCUCCUACUCGACAACGGUGCAAAUAUAAAUGCCGUGUGCGGCGAAUAUGGCCAUGCUCUGCGUGUGGCUUCCUUGGAGGCCAACGAACAAGUCAUACGUGUCCUUCUUGAUUAUGGAGCCGAUAUAAAUGUACAGUGCGGAGGUCUCGGCAACGCCUUGCAAGUGGCUUCGUGUAACCGCAGCGAACAGGUUGUACGGUUGCUUCUAGAAUGCGGGGCAGAUGUGAACGCACGAUGCGGAUAUUAUGGCAACGCUUUGCAAGCGGCUUCAUAUGCCGGCAACGAACAAAUUGUGCGCUUGCUGCUCGAAAAUGGGGCCGAUAUAAAUGCAGAUGGAGGACGCUAUGGAACAGCCCUAAACGCUGCUUCAUUUCGCGGCCACGGAAAGGUUUCGCAGAUGCUGCUUGAGAAGGGCGCCGAUGUGAAUGCUGGAGAGCACGACAAGGCUCUGGUACUCGCUUCCUUCAAGGGCCACGAACAGAUUGUGCGGAUGCUUCUCGAGAACGGAGCAGAUGUGGACGCUCGGAGCCAAAAUUUCAGUAACUCAAAUGCUUUAGACAGGGCGUCACUUAGAGGCCACGAAGAGAUCGUACAGAUCCUCCUCGAGUACGGCGCCGGACGGGAAAGGUCAGCACCCUGA
Diaporthe citri is the source of this 2790-nucleotide messenger RNA. RefSeq lists its product as uncharacterized. The record is from RefSeq and is a predicted model, not a curated record. The transcript has 4 exons. The coding region runs from base 1 to 2790 and encodes 929 amino acids. NCBI's taxonomy places the organism in Eukaryota, Fungi, Ascomycota, Sordariomycetes, Diaporthales, Diaporthaceae. Gene Ontology annotation, molecular function: protein binding.